GUUCUUCAAGAAUUUAUUCAUUAAAUAACGUUUUUCUUCGUUAUAAAGGCGAUAACAAUGUUCUCGAUCGGAUCAUUUAAAUUCAUUAUUGUUAACAAUGAAUAUCGUGCUUGGUUUAGUUUUGAGUGUGCUUUUUUUCGAGGCCAAAGCUAUAUUGGUGGAAACUUAUGCGGAUUUGGGAUGUCUAAACGGCGGUACCCAACUAAAACAUUUGGCUUAUGUAAGAAUCGUACCUCGAACUAAAACACAAGAUGCUUCUUGCAGUUCCGUUAUUGUGAACGGAUUCACUGACACGUACACAUUCUACUAUUACGAUGAUCCGUACGUCUCUGGAGAAUCAUGCAGGAACAUUAAAAGUGUUAAUGCUUCAGUUACAUUCGGCACAGUUUUAAAUACCAGAGAGCUCGGCUCAACGAUUGGACUUGAUGUUAAUGGAACAUUUAGUUCAGGACCUUAUGCUGGCCUUCAAGUUGUCACUACUCUAACAUACCUAACUGCGAAUUUGAAUCAAUGUAACACUGAAGUUGGAAUGGAAUUACUAACUGGAAAUAUCGUUAUUGCCGUUAUUGGUGGUCCCAUUUGCAAUGGUGUUGCGGUUAAGAAAUAUUGUCCUGGAAUAAAGUAUGGCAAUGGACAGAAUGUAGGCAUUACAUUGCCAGAGUUGCCAGUGGUUGGACAACUAUUACCAAAAAUCACAAUACCAAUACCGAUAUUGGGUUAACAAGGUGUGUGUAAAAUUCAGAGAAAUUUUCUUGUUGUCAUGUCAAUCCGUUGACUUCAUUAAAAAGAUAAGUCUGUC
Bradysia coprophila is the source of this 799-nucleotide messenger RNA. RefSeq lists its product as uncharacterized. The record is from RefSeq and is a predicted model, not a curated record. Lineage: Eukaryota; Metazoa; Arthropoda; Insecta; Diptera; Sciaridae.